This is a messenger RNA of Sclerotinia borealis F-4128, 786 nucleotides long. NCBI's taxonomy places the organism in Eukaryota, Fungi, Ascomycota, Leotiomycetes, Helotiales, Sclerotiniaceae. The record is from the annotation of a GenBank genome assembly.
AUGUCGGCAAUGGAUGUAUUCUGGGCAGCUCCGCCUAUUUCAAGGACUUUGGCUGCUUCUAUCUUAACACUUUCAAUUUUGGUCUACACUCAUCUUCUACCUGGGUAUUAUGUAGUAUUUUUGCUUCAGCCGAUACUCCAAUUUCCGCCUCAGUUAUGGCGACUAAUUACAUCAUUUCUCAUCACCGGCCCAGAUUUGGGUAUUUUGUUCGACACAUACUUUCUAUACACUUAUGGAAGCAAGCUUGAAACAGCUUCGCCUAGAUUCUCUCAACCAGGAGAUUUCUUGACAUAUGUAUUGUUUGUUUGUGCGACGAUCUUGGGAUUGAAUGCGUUGAUAACUGGCGGGGUGAUCUUUACAUCGGCAUUGGUAUUGGCUUUCGCAUAUACGGCGACACAAGAUGAUCGUGGCAUGAAAGCUACUUUCUUCGUCAUUACCAUACCAGCACAAUGGAUGCCAUAUGCCAUGCUUCUCAUGACAUUUGUGAUGGCAGGUCCUGCUCAAGCCAAGGUUCAAGCUACAGGAUUGGUUGCGGCACAUUUGCAUGAUUUCUUGACAAGACUUUGGCCUACGUUUGGUGGCGGAAGAAAUUUCGUUCCAACACCAGGAUUCAUCAAGAGACCUUUUCAAACAACUCGAGCCACCACUACUGAAAGAACGUAUGGUACUGCGGUCGCACCAGCACAACGAUCUGCGGAUACUGGCUCUACUACUGGUUCUUCUGGAAGUAUUCUACCUGAAUCAUGGAAGAGUCGUGGAUCAGGACACAGAUUAGGAGGUGAAUAA